AUGUGUAAUCAUCGGUUUACAAAGGCGGAUAACUUUGAUGUGCACCUCAGUAGCCAUCCCCGUGAAGAGGGUCUUCAGUCUAUUAAUAGCACUGCUGCAUCAACAACACCCGCCUCAUUGACGGGUACCACCGCCUCCGCUGUCCCGCAACAACACGUAACCAUGGCAGGCUACUCCACAGUGAACGUGCCGCAGGAGCAACACCAGCAACAGGAGCUAGAACACCAUCAACAGGAGCCAGAACACCAGCAACAGGAGCCAGAACACCAGCAACAGGAGCCAGAACACCAGCAACAGGAGCCAGAACACCAGCAACAGGAGCCAGAACACCAGGAACAGGAGCCAGAACACCAGCAACAGGAGUCAGAACACCAGCAACAGGAGCCACAACACCAGCAACAGGAGCCAGAACACCAGCAGGCAGAAAACAACCAACAAACCCACCAUUAG
This is a messenger RNA of Sycon ciliatum, 450 nucleotides long. Its product is annotated as ataxin-8-like. The record is from RefSeq and is a predicted model, not a curated record. The transcript has a single exon. Bases 1 to 450 code for a protein of 149 amino acids. Lineage: Eukaryota; Metazoa; Porifera; Calcarea; Leucosolenida; Sycettidae.